This is a messenger RNA of Pistacia vera, 1897 nucleotides long. RefSeq names its product putative disease resistance RPP13-like protein 1. Gene Ontology annotation, biological process: defense response to other organism. NCBI's taxonomy places the organism in Eukaryota, Viridiplantae, Streptophyta, Magnoliopsida, Sapindales, Anacardiaceae. The record is from RefSeq and is a predicted model, not a curated record. The transcript has 2 exons. Gene Ontology annotation, molecular function: ADP binding. Bases 99 to 1274 code for a protein of 391 amino acids.
CUCUCGACCCAGGCACCCAUUUCUCUCCUAAACUCUCUAGCUCACUCAAACUCUCUCAAAUUUGAUCUACUUUCAAGUGUUGAGACAAAACCAAAACCAUGCCGGUGGGAGAGCUCUUUCUCUCUGCAUUCCUUCAGGUGCUGUUUGACAGACUGGCAUCCAGAGAGUUGUUGCAGCUUGCACUUCAAGAUGAUGUACUUUCAGAGCUAGAAAAGUGGGGAACAAGGUGGAGCUAUAUUGAUGCACUGCUCAUUGAUGCAGAGGAGAAGCAACUGACUAACAGAGCUGUGAAAAUGUGGCUUGAUGAUCUCCAAGAUUUGGCUUAUGAUGUGGAGGACAUUCUUGACGAGUUUGACACUCAUGCUUUAGAGCUUAAAAUUAUGGCAGAUCGUCAUCCUAGCAUCGGGUGUGUACGGAACAUCAUCCCGGAUUGUUUCAGUAGUUUGAGUCCUCAUGCUAUUAAGUUCAAAGUCAGCAUGAAGUCGAAAAUUAAAGAUAUCAACAGCCAGUUCGAAGACCUCUAUGAAGCAAAAGAUAAUCUUGGUUUGACAACAGCAAUUUCUGGAGGCUCAUCAACUGCUGCAUACCGAAGACUAGCAGAUACAUGUGUGCCAACCGAACCUGGUGUUUAUGGGAGAGAUGAUGAUAAAGCCAGAAUACUUGAAAUGGUGUUGCGGGAUGAACCCAGCAAUGCCAAAUUUCAUGUUAUAACCAUUGCCGGUAUGGGAGGAAUUGGCAAAACUACGCUCACUCGAGAAGUCUACAAUGACAAGGAGGUGAAAGAUUUCAACCCAAAAGUAUGGGUUUCUGUCUCCGAGGAUUUCGAUGUUCAAAGAAUCUCCAAGGCAAUCCUCGAGUCAAUCAAGCUUUCCCCAUGCUGUUUAACGGAUUUAAAUCCGAUUCAACUUACAAUGUCAGAGCAAUUACGUGAUAAAAAAUUCUUUCUUGUUUUAGAUGAUGUUUGGAGUGAGGGAGAUAUUAAUAACAACUGGGAGUCUCUAAAAUCUCCUUUUAUGGUUGGAGCACCAGGAAGUAAGAUAGUUGUGACAACACGCGAUAGAAGGGUUGCAUCAACAAUGGGAAACGAUGAAUGUUAUAACUUGGAGCUUCUUUCAGACCAUGACUGUUGGGCUAUAUUCAAGAAACAUGCAUUUCAGGGCAAAGACGUUGAUCCAGAUGGAAUCUCAGACUUUGUUCGUGAGAAAGUUGUUGAAAAGUGCAAAGGUUUGCCUUUAGCUGCAAGGGCUCUUGGUGGCUUUCUACGUUCUGAGUAGAUAAAUAAAUGGAAAUCUAUACUGAAUGAGAAGUUAUCGGAUGAAAAUAAUAAGAUUCUACCGGUAUUAAGAUUAAGCUACAAUCAUCUUUCUUUUCAUUUAAAAAGAUGUUUUACUUAUUGUGCUAUUUUUCCAAAGAACUAUGAGUUCGUGGAGAAACAUCUCAUCUUUUUAUGGAUGACACAAGGCCUUAUUCAACCAUUACGAACCGAUAGUCCAUUAGAAGAAAUAGGUGGUACAUAUUUUGACAGUCUGUUGUCAAGAUCCCUUUUUCAAAAAUCAGGAAAAGAUGAUUCCACAUUCGUAAUGCAUGAUCUCGUCCAUGAUCUAGCGCAAUCAGUUUCUCAAAGAACAUGCUUCGAGUUGAAGAAUAAACUGGGACGUAACAAGAAAUGUAUCAAAAUAGCUCGCUAUUCUUCUUACAUUUCCGGUAAUUAUGAUGGCAAGAAUAAAUUUGAAGUCCUCUUUGAAGCCGAGCGCCUAAGAACUUUCUUGCCAGUGCGGCUAUAUAAUGAUGGUACUCGUUACAUAACUUCUCUGGUUCUUCAUGAUAUGUUGCCAAAGCUGAAAAAACUGAGGAUGCUAUCUUUAGCAACAUAUUAUAUCACCAAACUACCAGAUUC